AUGGCCAUCACCGCCAGCAUUGCCGCUCCUUACCCUUCCCGCCUCGGCGCGACGACGACGCGUUUGCCUGCGGAGGUGGAUCCUUUGCGGCUCCCGAACCACGUUGCGAUGAUCAUGGACGGGAAUUCGCGGUGGGCGAAGGCGCGAGGGAUCGCCAAGGAGCGCCAGCUGCGAGCAGCGGCGGAGGCGUGCUAUUCCAACGCCCGGGAGAUCGUGAGGGAUGGGAUCCAAUUCCACUGCAUUGGUGACACUGCCAGGCUCCCACGCCCGCUCCAGGCCAAGAUCUCGGAUGCCCAAUCCAUCACCAGCGGCAACACGGGCAUGAAACUCGUCAUGGCGAUUGGCUACGGUGGGCACAGCGAUCUGGUCCAGGCGUGCCAGGCGCUGGCGCGCGAGGUGGAGCAGGGGAAAAUGGCUGUGGAGGAGAUUGACCAGAUCAACCUGGCAAAGAGAUUGAUGCUGGGCGAGCGGUGCGAGGAUGUUGGCGCGCCGGAGCUGCUCGUUCGCACCAGCGGCGAGCAGCGGCUGAGCAAUUUCAUGCUGUGGCAUCUCGCCUACUCGGAGCUCGUGUUUGAGAAGAAGCUAUGGCCGGAUUUUGGAGAAGAGGAGUACAAGAAUGCCCUGGUGGAAUUCCAGGGGCGUAUGAGGACCUUCGGAGUAAGACACUACAGUUAA
Messenger RNA from Selaginella moellendorffii, 675 nucleotides. RefSeq names its product dehydrodolichyl diphosphate synthase 2-like. NCBI's taxonomy places the organism in Eukaryota, Viridiplantae, Streptophyta, Lycopodiopsida, Selaginellales, Selaginellaceae. Gene Ontology annotation, biological process: polyprenol biosynthetic process. The record is from RefSeq and is a predicted model, not a curated record. Bases 1 to 675 code for a protein of 224 amino acids. The transcript is spliced from 2 exons.